AUGACGGCGAAGCGCAGCACCAGCGCGUGGUUCCUAGACGCCGGCGACGCCCCCCACGGGAGGAAGAACUGUUCCCCCUCACGCCUCUUCCCCCUGCCGGACCAAGCGUUGCAAGGAAACUCGACGGCUGACAGCCACGAGCUGUUCGCCCUGCGCCAGUCGUGGACCGUGCUGCUGCUCGUGGCCCUGGGCCUGGUGUUGGUUGCCGGCCUGCUCGCCAUCUGCGCUUCUCCCAAGAACAGCGCGUUGGCCUACAAGGUGGCAGGCGGAAUCUUCGUCGCCGCUGGGGUGCUGCUGCUGCUGGUGUUGCUGCUGCUGGUGCUGUGGCUGGAGGCGCUGGUCUCCCUGGAGGGCUACGUGUCCGCAGAAGCGGGAGGCGUGGCGCCUCCGGCGCGCUCCGCGUGCCCCGACGGCGCGGUGGGGGCGCACUAUGGCUGGUCGUUCAUCGUGGCCGCGCUGGCCGUCCCGCAGGCCGUGCUGGCCGGAGUGCUCUUCCUGCUCAUUGGCAGAGCGCUGUGCCGCUACCCGUACACGUCCUAGGCCUGCGCGGCCAGCCGUCGCCACCGCCGCGGUUGCCACGGAGCACACCCCUUGCUCCCCCCUCCCACCCCUUGCUCCCCCCCUCCUCCCACCCCUUGCUCC
Messenger RNA from Lethenteron reissneri (Far Eastern brook lamprey), 642 nucleotides. RefSeq names its product transmembrane protein 182 (gene TMEM182). NCBI's taxonomy places the organism in Eukaryota, Metazoa, Chordata, Hyperoartia, Petromyzontiformes, Petromyzontidae. The record is from RefSeq and is a predicted model, not a curated record. Gene Ontology annotation, cellular component: membrane.